This is a messenger RNA of Mizuhopecten yessoensis (Yesso scallop), 2067 nucleotides long. Its product is annotated as tyramine beta-hydroxylase-like. The record is from RefSeq and is a predicted model, not a curated record. Bases 80 to 1852 code for a protein of 590 amino acids. Gene Ontology annotation, molecular function: dopamine beta-monooxygenase activity; copper ion binding. The transcript has 10 exons. Lineage: Eukaryota; Metazoa; Mollusca; Bivalvia; Pectinida; Pectinidae.
CCAUCUUUCGUUUACAACUGCUGACGCUCUGUCACAUGAUCAUUCUGAGUUUGAGAACUCGCUCGCCCUACCUAGCUGCAUGUUGAGUAAGAUAACUUCUAUUCUGUACAUGAAGAUAAUGAGGGUCAUGUUUACCUUGCUGAUGUUGGCAGUUGUCUCCCCUUGCUGUGUUUUGGGAUUCUCAUCCUACCAGACACUUAUUCCAAAUGGAGGUAUGAUCCGUGACCCUUGUGAUGGACAGACCAUAUGGCAAGGCGUUGGUCAUCAGGCUAUGGAUGGUGCUGGGCCCAGGAACCCUUUCGGAGUUGACUUCUACAAUAAUGGGAGGAAAUGGAACCGUACCAUGUGUGAGAUGGACUCAGAUGGAGAUGGAAUCUCGAACGGGGCUGAGCUUGGUGACCCCCUCUGUGUAUGGAAUCCGGGUUCGAAUCCAACUAACACGCCCACUGGUCAUCCUGGAGUAUGUGAACCAUGGAGCGAUCCGAUGUGCUUACAAAAGAAUACGUUUCAUAUUUGCCAAACACAGGAACUCGAGUGUGACGCCAUCAACAGUCCGGACGUCCAAGAGUUCCGUGUCACCUUUCCAAGUACAGACGUUCCUGCACAGGAAACAACAUAUAUGUGCAUGAAUUUUGCCUUGCCCGCAGACCAGGACUAUCACGUGAUCGCUGAUAAAGGUUCAAUUGACAAUGAAUUCGUCAUGCAUCACAUACUUAUUAUCGCAUGUGAAACUGGAGUUGAAUCCUAUGAUCUUGUCAAUCCAUUGAACACCCCUUAUGUCUGUGGUAUGGCGGGAGAACGUCAAUGUCAGCAAAUAAUUGCCAUGUGGUCCGUUGGCAUAUCUGGUGUCUGUCACAACGAAAACGCUGGUUUCAGGAUUGGACCAACUGGAUACAAAUAUGGGACAAUGCAGAUGCAUUGGAACAAUCCAUCGUUGAGAAGUGAUUACGAAGACAGCUCCGGAAUGACCCUGUACUACACUCCAGUAUUACGGCCUUAUAAUCUCGGAAACUUGAUGAUAGGAGAAAGGCAAUUCAGUAUCCCACCCGGAGAAUCCCGUCAUGUCAUAGAGUCCGAGUGCAGUUCCACGUGCUCUGAUCGAAUCAUGACAAGCUCUGUUUACAUCAUCACUGGUUUAAACCACAUGCAUUACAUGGGAAGAGAAAUGACUACUUUCCAUACUCCUGCUGGUGGUGUGGAGCGGGCCAUAGUGGCUGACCCUCAUUAUAGUUAUGAUAACCCUGUAAUCCACACUUUCCAGACUCCAUUGGAAGUCAAGCCUGGCGACGUGUUAAGUUCAAAAUGUUCUUACACCUCAUCACAAAAAAACAAAACAACCUUCAGCGGAGAAGCAACUUCUCAGGAAAUGUGUUACGCAUUUUUGCUUUACUAUCCAAAAGAAUCUAUCAAGUCACCCCGUUGCCUUACCGUGAUGGGUUUACCAAGUUGCUCCAUAGAUCAUGAAGCUGACGUUUUAGACGGAUGCCAACUCAAGUCUUUCCUGAACAACGCAGCGUUCUUUCAAGACAUGUUUCUGGAGCUUACUCAACGAUGUGAAAACUUCAUAUGCCGCAAGGAAUGCAAAACCUACAUCCAUGAAUUAAGACAGAACCCCUGUUUACAAGGCAAGGUAAAAGCUUAUGUCGAGCGUGUGGUCAGCUUUCGUGCCAGUGUAAAUGAGAUGGCCCUCUACCAUUCAUGUAAUGCCGAGCUCGCUCUUGAGGCUGUAGGACCGUGCACAUGUACAACAGAGCCACUGGGGCGAUGUGUAGAGUACACUGGAGCGGCUGUUUCUCAACAGACGUCGCUUUAUCUGCUUCUGGUAGCGAUGACUACAAUACAUUCAUUUUAAUACAAAUGUUUCUCUCUUGAUGUGACAACUUCUUUAUGUACAAUUCGUCAUUAUAGAUGAACAUUAAAACAAUUUUAAUUUCAUGUCUCGUAUUACGAAAAACGCCGAAGUACCCAAUAAAGACCUUAAGAAUUCGGAGAAAUAAUUUAAUUUUGCCUAUCUCCUCCAUAUUAUUUGUUUUGAUAUGUAUCGUGUAUACCUAAAAAGAAAAACAA